AGCUGUCAACGAGUCGGGAGUCAAUGGUCACCGAUGACAGUUUGAAAUUAAUGAAUGUGAUUUCUGUUGUAUUAAAUUUAUUUAAUUAUAGAGAAAGUUGAGGACUAUCAUCCUUUAAAGAAGGCAAAAUGUCGAGUACUUCCCAAAAACAUAGAAAUUUUGUAGCAGAGCCUAUGGGCGACAAACCUGUUACUGAUUUAGCAGGAGUUGGCGGAGUUUUAGGAGAACGCUUGGUCGCUGCAGGGUUCGAUAAGGCAUACGUAGUUCUUGGUCAGUUCCUUGUUUUGAAAAAAAAUCAAGAAUUCUUCAAAGACUGGAUGAAGGAUACCUGUUCAGCCAAUUCCAAACAGUCAUCAGACUGCUGGCAGUGCUUGAAUGACUGGUGUGAAGAGUUUUUGUAAUCUUAAUAGUCGAAAUAAGUAAAUUAAUUAUUUGAAUAUAUACUUCUAAUGUAAAUUGUCAGAAGGAUUAUAAAAUAUUUAAGAAUAUUUGUUUUGUAAAUAAAUUGUAAGGCAACUCUGAUUUUUGGAUUACAUUUUGAAAUAUGAUCUUAUUCCAGCAAAUAAAGUGUUCUUGGUAAAGGUGAAA
Molecule: messenger RNA, 588 nt
Organism: Leptinotarsa decemlineata (Colorado potato beetle)
Lineage: Eukaryota; Metazoa; Arthropoda; Insecta; Coleoptera; Chrysomelidae
Gene: baf
Product: barrier to autointegration factor
Biological process (GO): chromosome organization
Cellular component (GO): condensed chromosome; nucleus
Molecular function (GO): DNA binding
Source: RefSeq, a predicted model, not a curated record